Molecule: messenger RNA, 691 nt
Organism: Ipomoea triloba (trilobed morning glory)
Lineage: Eukaryota; Viridiplantae; Streptophyta; Magnoliopsida; Solanales; Convolvulaceae
Product: DNA-directed RNA polymerases II, IV and V subunit 9B
Exons: 4
Coding region: 128-472 (114 amino acids)
Biological process (GO): transcription initiation at RNA polymerase II promoter; transcription-coupled nucleotide-excision repair; DNA-templated transcription
Cellular component (GO): RNA polymerase II, core complex
Molecular function (GO): nucleic acid binding; zinc ion binding; DNA-directed RNA polymerase activity
Source: RefSeq, a predicted model, not a curated record
CAUCCUCUAAGUUCCGGUGCUCCCGCGUCCUAGCAGCGAAGCUACCUAGGGUUUUCAGGAGAAGGAAGAGUGAGAACCAUUCAGGAACAGGAAUUUAUUUCCCUAUCUCAAACAAAGACUUGCGAAAAUGAGUACUAUGAAGUUUUGCUGUGAAUGCAACAACAUUCUGUACCCAAAGGAAGACAAAGAUCAGAAGAUCCUCCUCUAUGCAUGUCGCAAUUGCGAUCACCAGGAGGUUGCUGAUGACAACUGUGUCUAUAGAAAUGAGAUACAUCAUUCUGUUGGUGAGCAAACACAAGUCUUACAGGAUGUAACUGCAGAUCCAACACUACCUCGUACAAAAGCUGUGCGUUGUGCUUCAUGUGGACAUGGAGAGGCUGUAUUCUUUCAGGCAACUGCUAGGGGAGAAGAAGGAAUGACGCUGUUUUUUGUUUGCUGCAACCCGAACUGUGGCAACAGGUGGAGGGACUAACAUUACUGGUUAAUGUGAUUAACAACUUAGCUGGGGAAUGCAUUGGGCAUUUGUAUGAUCUACUCUGUUUGUAUAAUGUAUACCCACCCAAAAGGUGGGAGACUUUGUAAGUUGUAACAUUGAGACCAUCUUGUGAGAAAAUACCGAGCUUCAUGUUUCAAGACAGUGGCACAUUGCAGACUAGACUAGUGAGGAGUAUAUUGUUGUUAUUCACCAUUA